CGGGACUUGGAGGCCGAGCUUCGCGGAGCACGCGUCAGGCUGAAGCACUAUGCGGUUCUACCUUCUGUUUCUCCUCCUCGUCCAGGGCUGUGGCCUUGCUGUUGGCAAGUUCAAUGACUUCGACGACACAGAUGACAUCGUAGAAUACGACGACAAUGACUUUGCAGAGUUUGAAGACACAAACGACGAUGCCCCCGAGGAGGUCCUGCAAAAAGUCACUACUGUACAAGAUGAUGAGGAGGAGGCGACUGUGGAGCUGGAGGAGCAAGAUGAAAAUCAGGAGGAUUUUGAGGACCCAGAUAUAGUCGGAGAAGGAGAUGCAGAAGGAGAGCCAUUCGAUGAUGAAGAAUUUGAAGGCUAUGAGGAAGCAGACAGACCUUCCAGCAGAAGCAAAGAUCCCAUUAAAAUUGUUAAUGUUCCCCAUCACCUACAGAACAGCUGGGAGAGCUACUACAUGGAGAUUCUGAUGGUGACAGGCCUUUUGGCGUACAUCAUGAACUACAUCAUCGGUAAAAAUAAAAACAAUAGGCUGGCUGCUGCGUGGUUCAACUCUCACAAGGAACUGCUGGAGGGUAACUUUUCCCUGGUUGGGAUGAUGGGAUUAAUAAAGAACCCUACCAGCACAGGGAAACUGAACCAGGAAAAUGAGCACAUCUACAAUCUGUGGUGCUCAGGGAGAGUAUGUUGUGAGGGAAUGCUAAUUCAGCUAAAGUUUUUGAAACGGCAGGAUCUCCUGAAUGUUCUUGCAAGAAUGAUGAGGCCUGCCAGUGACCAAGUGCAAAUCAAAAUAACCAUGAACGAGGAAGACAUGGACACCUACGUGUUUGCCAUUGGGUCACGGAAAGCCAUGAUCCGGAUGCAGAAGGAAAUGCAGGAUUUGAGUGAGUUCUGCAGUGACAAGCCCAAGUCAGGGAUUAAAUUUGGGCUUCCUGAUUCACUCUCCAUCCUGUCUGAAAUGGGUGAGGUCACAGAAGGAAUACUGGACAAUAGGAUGGUGCACUUCCUAUCAAAUCACGCCGACAAGAUCGAGUCUGUUCAUUUCUCAGACCAGUUUUCUGGGGUGAAAAUUAUGCAAGAAGAGGGUCAACCCCUCAAGCUGCCUGACACUAAAAAGACACUACUGUUUACAUUUAAUGUGCCUGGAAUCGGCAACACUUACCCAAAGGACAUGGAGUCCCUACUACCGUUAAUGAAUAUGGUUAUUUACAGCAUUGACAAGGCAAAGAAGUAUCGUCUCAACAGAGAGGGUAAGCUGAAAGCCGAUAAAAAUCGUGCUCGCGUGGAGGAGAACUUCCUAAAGAUGACGCAUGCACAACGUCAGGAAGCUGCUCAGAUCCGCAGGGAGGAGAAAAAGCGAGCAGAGAAAGAACGAAUCAUGAACGAGGAGGACCCCGAGAAACAGCGCAGGCUAGAGGAGGCCGCUCUCCGUCGCGAGCAGAAGAAGCAGGAGAAGCGGCAGAUGAAGAUGAAACAGAUCAAAGUGAAAGCGAUGUAGGAGCACCAAAUAACCAGGGUGGGGAAAGAUGAGGAUGCUGCCUGGAGACAGCAGGCCACAUCAAAUUGAAAUGUUUGAUUUUAAUGUUUAAAAAAAAACUCAGGGCACUCAAAUAAUUGAUCUGCAGUUUAUACAACCCGUUCCACUUAUGCUGUCCUUGGACAAUCUGGAGUAUUUUUCCUUCCUCUUACUCUACUUCUCGCCUCAACUCUGCAUGAAAGUCUUUAUAUGUUCUGUACAGUGCUGAGGUUAGGCAUGGAAUUUAGACUGAUGGUUUGGGCAUUUGCUCCACAUUGCAAACAGUGAGAUGCAUCAGUGCUAUCGCGGAUGCCUGGUUUAACCCUGUCGUCUUCAGGUGGUCAUUGUUGCAGAUAUUAGAUUUAUCAAACUGUUACCUCCUGCCUGUUCAGCAUUUUUUUUUGAUGAAGAGCCCCAGACAAGUUUCAUUGAACUUGAAUGGUCUUCAAAGACUCUUUGCAAAAAUGAACUGCAAGGAUCAGUGUGUAAGCUAUGUGGUGGCUUGGUUCUGUCCCAUGCGAUUUGCUGGUGUUAAAUUGAGCAAUGUGAAGCCUUUUAAGGAUGUGGCUCCGCCUUAGUGAUUGAAAGCAAUUCUCAGUUGCUGGGUGGAUUAGUGGGCAGGGGUCUGAGUGGCUUCAGUCACUCAGGCAGGGCUGUUCCUGCACUAAAGAAGCAACAUUUGCUGGGGUUUCUGCACCCGAGCAUUUCCUUGUCUUCACCAUUUCUUCACAUCCACUCCUUUCCAGGAAUUGAACAUCAGGCAAGGAGCGUAGGAGACAUGAGAGACUGGUAGAUGCUGUAAUCUGGAGCAAAAAACACACUACUGGAGGAACUCGGGUCAAGCAGCGUCUGUUGGAGGCUAAAGGCUAGUCAGUAUCUGGAGUCGAGACCCUGUGUCAGUGUAAAGAGGUGAGAGGGAGGGGUGAGACAGGCUGGUAGGUGAGAGGUGGAUCCAGGUGAGGAGGGAGAUAAUGGGCAGAUGGAGGGAGGGAUGUGGAGGUAGAGAUGGAGGCUGGAAGGUGACAAGUGGAAACAGGAGGUGGCAGAUGCUGGGAGGUGAUAAGGUGAUUGUUUACUUAAAUUCCAGCAUUGCAGCCUCUUGUUCACACAUCACCUUCCAGCCUCUGUAUCUACCUCCUCCCACCUGGCUAUGUCUGCCCCCUUUUUUUCCCCCUCUGCCGUCACCCACCAGCCACUGUCUCCUGACUCCACCCCCACCUGUCUCCAUCUGCCCAUCAUCUAUUGCCUGCCAGACCCUGUCGCACCCCUCCCUCACUUCCCUUUAUACCAACUGUCUCUGCUCUACUCUCACAGUCCUGAGGCAGGGUCCUGACUAUUGGCGAUCCCUCUGCCUCCACAGAUGCUGCUCAAUCCAUUGGAUUUCUCCAGCAGUUUGUUUCUUGCACAAGAUUAGCGUAACUUUGCUCAGUUUAAGACGUUAAGCAGUUGAUCAAAACUCCACGCAGUGAGUGGCCAGUUUAGAGUGGACAUCAUUCAAGAACAAAAUCCUGGUACGUACACUUUUUUAAAGGUGGGGUUGGGGCUGGGUGAGGAAGAGAAUGGAAGGAGUGUGAAUUAUGUCAUUCUGGCCAGUUGCUGCCAUUUGGACCAUCCCUACCUCCAUCUAACGGUGAAUCUGUGACCAGUGAGAAGCAUUCUCCUCCAUUCAUUCUGGUGUCUGGACAUCUCCAGGCCAAAAGCAUGUAGUUUUUACAGUUUUCCUGGCAAAGUAAACAUUCAGCCAAGGGCCCACACGUGCUAGCCUGUGCAUGACCUGCAAUGGUACACAUGCUUCUUGUCAAAGGCCACAGAAUUUAGGGAUGAGUUAUGUGAUGGGGACUGGAAAAUGUACAUCUGGUGCAGAUCAUCGGCUUAAGGCCUUGGAACCUGUCAUUUCAUUCACCCCAGUCAUCAACUUGAGUUGCUGGGACAGCCUUCACAUCUGGCCAACAAAGACAAUAAAGAUGUUUGACUCCGGGCACUGGAAAACAGCUGGAAAGCACUUGGUUCAUCUGCUGGCUGCAGACUACACAGCAGUAACUAACAAAGCUGGCGCAGAUCUUCAAAGGUUCUCCAGGUGCUAAUAGAUCCACUCUGAAUCCUGUCAGCCCCUAGCUGGCUUUCAUGUGGAUUUAUCUGGUGUGGGGAAAGAAGCAAGAAGUGAAGUGUAGGGUCACCAGUGCAGUUGCUCUCCUUUCCAAAUACUGAGAGUUUGCUGCCUUGUAAUAUCUACCAGUAAAACCAAAAUACAUGUUAAUUUGGAACCCCAGUACCAGUGGAUUAGCAUCUUUCAUGUUCAAGAUUUGCUGUAAGACUUGGUGACUGACUGCGUACAUACUAGAAGUGUUCAUGUGAUCUUUGGAGGAUUAUCUCUGGUUUCAGGAAGAUGCUUGCAGUGAUGUGUCACCUUACAGAAGCAUAUUGCUUAGUCAGUUUCUUCUCAGCUUGAGCUAUUUAACUCAUUAGCUGGCUCAAUCCUGCAUUUGAACAUCUCACGGAGGCCAGAGUUUUAAAUGUGAUAUCAGAUAUUUGUCCCUAGACUGAUGAGGAUAUGGUGAAUGAAUGUUUUGGAAUUGAUCCUGUGAUACAGCAGGCUAUGUUGUGUGCAUCCCAGGACAAGAAUCCACAAGUUAAUCCCUGCAACAAUGCAUUUUUAAUAGAAGAUUUUAAAUCUGCUCUUCACUUGAAACAUUAUUGUGUUGAAAUGUCAAUGACAUCUAUAAAACUCCUGACUCUCCUCCAUCUGAUUUAAUUUUCUCUUAAACUAUAUUGCCUUGAAAUGCUUUUAGUCCCACUUCCUGCCCUGUCACAGAGUUCCAGAUUUCUACUGUUUAUGUGAAUAGGUGCUUCCUGAUGUCACUCCUAAAUGGCCCAACACUCCCUGGAGCCGGAAUUUUGCACAUGCUGCUCAUGCAAUGGUCCUGGAUUUUUAUAAAGUCAGCAAGAAACUGUUUAACCAAAUAUUUAAAUACAUGUAAACCCUGUCUUCCAGACCUGCGUAACAUGGGGUUCAGAUGGUAUGAUGUCAAUGCAUCAGCCUCUACAUUAGUGAACCAGUUUAAUCUUAAACACCAUUGAUAGAUUAUGCAAUAUAAACCAUGUGUGAAGGCAUGGAGGAGCUCGGUCAGUAAUUCAGGAUUAUUUAGUAUGCAACGGAUACCAUGUCAAUGGGUUUGAUUCAAGUUUCUGUACAGUGGCUAAACUUGACCAGUGCAGCAAUAGAAGAACAACAGUAAGGCUCAACAGAUAGCUAGUUAAGGGCAAGAAAAUAUCAGCUGACCUCGCCUACUGAUUCCCACUCUCCAAUAGCCCCAGAGAGUUCAGGUGGCACCUGCAGUGGGUGGUCCAUCUGAAACUCAGUCUGGGGUUUGGGUAGGCAAUGUUCCUGGGAGGAAUGUCAAAAGAGUUUGUAUCCCAGGGAUGGUAAUGUGUCCAAGGGAGAAAAUGGCUAAAAAGACACAGUUGAGUGUUGAUCUUCAGUACUCAGCUGCAUAUUGGAAUGGAGACUAAAUCUGAUUAUUCUGUUAAUGUAACAAAGUAAAUUUCCAUUUGUACAUUUGUUGAGAAAGGAAAUUCCCUUGGCAUGUGGAUCUAGCCCUUGCAAUAUUCAGCCGCAGGGUAGAGAUUUGACUGAUCUGUUCUGGAUGAAAACCCAAGCCCUUUGCCACCUUGCAGUAAAAUCGCUUCUGCUGGUAUUCCAUGUAUUGUAUCUGCCAUUUUAAUCCAGUACUGCAGAGAAACACAAGAUUGAAAGAGGGGAGUGUAAGCAGAAUCUUUUUGUUCUUGAGUUUUAUUUAAGUAAACGGAUAAUAUUGAAUCUAUCAUGGUAUGUGCUGUGGUAAGCAUGGACUUAAUAAUAAAAAAAUCUUUA
Pristis pectinata (smalltooth sawfish) is the source of this 5384-nucleotide messenger RNA. It is a transcript of the gene ccdc47, whose product is annotated as coiled-coil domain containing 47. Gene Ontology annotation, molecular function: calcium ion binding. Gene Ontology annotation, biological process: endoplasmic reticulum calcium ion homeostasis. Gene Ontology annotation, cellular component: endoplasmic reticulum. The record is from RefSeq and is a predicted model, not a curated record. NCBI's taxonomy places the organism in Eukaryota, Metazoa, Chordata, Chondrichthyes, Rhinopristiformes, Pristidae. The transcript is spliced from 13 exons. The coding region runs from base 50 to 1495 and encodes 481 amino acids.